CCCCGCGCGGGGGAGCCGCCGGGGGAGGCGGCGCAGCGCAGCCGCCUGGAGGAGAAGUUCUUGGAGGAGAACAUCUUGCUGCUGCGGAAGCAGUUGAAUUGUUUGAGGAGAAGAGAUGCUGGUUUGUUGAAUCAGUUGCAAGAACUCGACAAGCAGAUAAGUGACCUGAGACUGGAUGUAGAAAAGACAUCUGAAGAGCACCUGGAGACAGACAGCAGGCCCAGCUCAGGGUUUUAUGAGCUGAGCGAUGGGGCUUCAGGAUCCCUUUCCAAUUCCUCUAACUCGGUCUUCAGUGAGUGUUUAUCCAGUUGUCAUUCCAGCACCUGCUUUUGCAGCCCCUUGGAGGCAACCCUGACUAUCUCAGAUGGUUGCCCCAAAUCUGCAGAUCUCAUAGGAUGGUUGGAAUGUAAAGCAGGCCACUGUGAAGACCAGGCCUCAGCGGCAGUUUGCCGUUCCCCCUCCACACCACAAUUUAAUUCCCUUGAUGUCAUUGCAGAUGUGAAUCCCAAGUACCAGUGUGAUCUGGUGUCUAAAAACGGGAAUGACGUGUAUCGCUAUCCCAGUCCACUUCACGCCGUGGCCGUGCAGAGUCCAAUGUUUCUCCUUUGCUUGACCGGCAACCCUCUGAGGGAAGAAGAGAGGCUCGGUAACCAUGCCAAUGACAUUUGUGUCGGACCUCAGCUGGACACCAUCAAGACAGACACUUCCUUACGAUCGCCAAGCAGCUUGUGGUCUGCUCCCCACCCUUCAUCCAGUAAGAAAAUGGAUGGCUACAUUCUGAGCCUUGUCCAGAAGAAAACACACCCUGUAAGGACCAACAAACCGAGAACCAGUGUGAACGCGGACCCCAGCAAGGGGCUUCUGAGGAACGGCAGCGUUUGUGUCAGAGUGACUGGGGGCGUCUCGCAGGGCAAUAGUGGGAACCCUAAGAAUUCUAAACAGGCGCCUUUGCCCUCUGGUGGAAUCCCCUGUUUGGACAAUGGGACAUUCUCCCCACUGAAGCAGUGGUCAAAAGAAUCGAAGGCAGAACAACUGGAAAGCAAGAGGCUGCCCCCGCCAGAGUGCUGCUUGCCAGGCGCCGCCACUGACCUUCAGAGUAAGCAUCUGCCCAAAAAUGCCAAGCCAGCCUCCCAGGACCAUGGUCGGUGUCCCACCGCUGCGACAGGGGAGUCCCCUAAAGAAAGCAGUCAGAUCCCAGCUGCCCCUCCAAAAGAGAGCCCUGGGCGGGUCCCCGCCCCGCUGCAGGAGAGCAAAGUGGUCCAGCCGCUGAAGAAGGCGUCCCAGAAAAGCAGCCUGCAGGCCGCCCCUGCGGCGGCGCCCCCUGCGGGCCCCGCUGCGCUGCUCUCGUCAGCCUUCCCGGGGGGCGAGCGGCCGGCCCUGGAUCUCAAGAGCGAGGGCUCUUCUUCGCAGAGCCUCGAGGAAGGGCCUCCGGGGAGGGCGCCGUGCGUCCCGGGGCCGCAGCCCGGCGGGAGCGCGGGCCUGUACGCGGCGCCGCCGCCCUUCGCCAGCCCCUACGCCUGCGCGGCCAGCGACUCCGAGUACUCGGCCGAGUGCGAGUCCCUCUUCCACUCCACCGUGCUGGACACCAGCGAGGACGAGCGCAGCAAUUACACCACCAACUGCUUCGGCGACAGCGAGUCCAGCGUGAGCGAGGGCGACUUUGUGGGCGAGAGCACCAGCACCAGCGACUCCGAAGAAAGCGGGGGCUUCAUGUGGUCGCAGUUCGUGCAGACCCUCCCUCUCCAGGCGGUCCCAGCCGCCGACCUGCACGGCAACCCCGCCAAAACCUUCGUCAAAAUCAAGGCCUCACACACCCUCAAGAGGAAAAUCCUGCGAUUUCGGUCUGGCUCCUUGAAACUGAUGACGACCGUCUGAGUAACAUCAUUGGUGUAGAAAGUGUUUUUUCCUAGUUGCUGAAGAACAGGUGGCGUCUUAGUUUUUGUGUCAUAAUUUCACGGAAUGCUUUCCUUUUGUUAAAAUAAAACCGAGGUAAAUUAUGUCUCAUCUUCGUCAUGUGUGGACACUAGUGCCUUGAAUGGAAGGUAAAGAAUGUUUUGCUGGUUAGAAGUAAAUACCGAGUUUUUAAUGGUGGUGAUAGUGAAGGAAUUUUGUGGUAUCAGGUGAUUUUUACUUUAAAUGUUCUGAGCAUCUGUGAAGGCGCGGGUUUUGAUGUUCAAGUCUGGUUGGGAUGAGACCUUUUGAUCUGAAGGUCAGGUAAAUGGAAUUUCAGGACACACAUUUGCUUCUUGGUUCUUUAGGGCAGUGUCUCCAUGAGGGUUUUUCUGUGGAGGGGCAUUACGUACACCUGUGUGAAGUAGGUACGAGGGACAGUCAUUGUUUUCUGUAAUUUUUUUAUAUAGUCUACAUCUCUCAAAUGUAUCCCAAUUCUGUUUUCUUCUCAGAACUGUUUGACUUACUGGACUCAGAACUUGAAGACCAGACCCUAAAUCCAGAGAGCUGGUGACCUGGAUAGGGAGCUGGUAAUAUCUUAAAAGGAUUCACUAAAACUUCUGCCACACUUGGUGCCUAGGCCCUGGUUAUAGUAACCCCUUCUAGGGCCAUUUAUCCACCAUUUUGAUGCCUUUCUCCUUCUCCCUAAUUUGCAGCAGAUCCAACCAUUCUUCCCUUGGAGGACUUGCCUUUGGGAUAAAAUUUUGGCCAUUGGGUACAGAGAAAUUCCCUCUUAAUGAAGUAACCCUUGGGCAUGACUCCAAGCCCGGAAUUGCUCACUGAGCGCUGUACCACCUAAGCAUUGGCCCGAACACACUAGUGCAAUCCAGUCCAGAUUGGACCACUCACCCUGUCUGGAAGGGCUUUUUUUUAAAAAGAAAACUUUUUGGUAAACAGUGUUGUGUAAAAUUGCCUUUUUUAUACCAAUAUAUGCAUGUUUUUUGCAUGGGUAGUAUUUGUUUUGAUAUUCCUGUUGAUGUUAAAUUGCUGUAUGAUAUAAACAGUAUGUGUUUUUAUAUAUCAUUGUGUAAAUUUAAUAUAACACAUUAUAUACUGUAAUAAACCAUUUGUUUUACUGCUGUUAAGUUUGUUAUUUGGGUAUAAAACCAGAUGUUUACACCUAUAAA
Messenger RNA from Ceratotherium simum simum (southern white rhinoceros), 3077 nucleotides. The record is from RefSeq and is a predicted model, not a curated record. Lineage: Eukaryota; Metazoa; Chordata; Mammalia; Perissodactyla; Rhinocerotidae.